Messenger RNA from Manduca sexta (tobacco hornworm), 932 nucleotides. Its product is annotated as solute carrier family 22 member 7-like. The record is from RefSeq and is a predicted model, not a curated record. The transcript has a single exon. Bases 49 to 732 code for a protein of 227 amino acids. Lineage: Eukaryota; Metazoa; Arthropoda; Insecta; Lepidoptera; Sphingidae.
UGUUAUUAUUUAAUGAUUCUUUGGAUAUUUUAAACGGAAUCAUUCAUCAUGGACACAAUAUCUAGUGAAAGUGAGUCAGAAAUGAAAUUUGACACAGUGCUAAACGCCGAGAUAGGACCGUUUGGAAAAUAUCAGUUGACAACCAUAGCACUGUUGAGUCUACCUGCGAUAUUCUGCGCUUGCAUGGCUGGAGACUACAUAUUCACGGCGGGUAGUAUUCAACAUCGAUGUGCAAUCCCGCAGUGUGAUGGACCACAGCCGGAAUUCGCUCCAGAAUGGAUUUUAAACGCUGUACCCGGAACGGCCACAGGCUUUGAUAACUGUUAUCGCUAUGCUAACGCAACUGAUAACAUUGACGCGAUCCCCAACAAUCAAGAUAUUUGCCCGGCUGGCUUGUUCGACAGAAGUACUUCAGUACCAUGCGAUUCCUUUGUGUACGAAACGACAAACACUGUGGUUUAUGAUUUUAAUUUGGAAUGUCAAGAAUGGUUAAGGACACUUCCCGGCACUUUAAACAGUCUUGGAGGAAUGGUUGCCCUCCUGUUGGCAGGUUACAUAUCGGAUCAUUUCGGUAGACGUAUGUCAAUAGUAAUUUUCUGUUUUAACAUUGGUUUAAUAGGAUUAAUUCGUGCGUUUUCGGUAAAUUAUACCAUGUAUGUAGCGUUUCAAUUUUACAAACGGCUCUCGGUGGUGGAGCAUUCAGCGCCGCUUACAUAUUGGCAGCAGAAGUAGUUGGCGCUGAAUACCGCGUACGCACUAGUGCGACAAUGUCCAGCCUAUUUGCUUUGGGUCAAGUACUUUUAGGUUUGCUAGCUUGGGCCAUUCCUGAAUGGCGAAAACUUACUUUGACGAUGUUUGUACCUAUAUUUGCACUUGUAUCUUAUUACUGGCUACUUUCAGAAAGUUACAGAUGGUUGCUAAGCAAAAAUGAA